AUGCUUCAUCGUCCGCUGGUCAUAUUGCAUCCAACGCUCAGGUCCCUCCAGCUCGCAUUGUUCGAUACAAGCGCGAAUGGCUGGGGCGCUGGAACCUACGAGGUUUGGAAUGUUACUCAAGACAGCGACGUUUCCACGGAGAUAGUCGUUGUGAUGACCGGUGACGCUGUCAACGGAUGGUGGGGCGGCUCUUUCGAGAUCACGGACAUGGAAGGUACCUCGCUGAUAACUGGAGGUCUAGUCAGCGGCGGUGGACCGGAGGAGGCUGUAAAGUGCAAGAGUUGCAAGCCGACAGAGAGCGAUCCGAUCGAUGCUCCCAUCUUGGAGUUCAGAAGCACGGACGCCGCCGAAUCGCAGUUCCCUACCGGCAGGGUCUUUUAUGCGCCAGGCGGCUAUGUUGGCGAGGGAGCGCUGGAAUCUGGGAGCGCUGCCGUGCAUCUUCUCCCGUCGGUGCGGAGAGGAGACAUCCUGGCGCUCUCCGUCCAUCCCGGAACACAAGCUGAUGCUUCGCAGAUCAGCUAUGAGGUGAGAGAGGAAGACUGGGCCGUCAUCUUCUCCGUAGAAGAUGGCGAUGCGUACGAGACGAAGUUCCCGCAGAUGCACCGCUUUGGGGUGAAAGGCCCCGGCGUGUGCACGCAGAACUCUGUUGACUCCAUCAGCCCAGCCUCGUGGCCAACCAACUUCGGGGACCCAAAGAGUCUCGGCCGGUGCUGGGAUGCGUACAACGCAGAGCAUUGGGGAGUCGUUACGAGGAACCUGGUCCUGGCUGCAGAUUUCGUCUAUUUUGUGCCUGAUGCUGGCAGCACGACCCUGUUCCGUGCCGAUGUUGCCACCAUGACUCAGGUUCAGGAAUUGAGCGUUGGCUCAAGCUUCUCCUCCGGGUUUGCAGAUCGAGAUGGGGCAUAUGUGUACUUGGUACCGGACAGUUCCGGUUAUGCCUUCAAGCGUGUCGCAACCAGCACGUUCGAUGCGACGGAGACUGCGACCUUGGCGCAAACGAGCUUCAUGGGUGGUUUUGUCUCCGGCGAGUUUGCGUACGUGAUGCCAGGAACCUUCGCCCAUGGUGUGAUCAACAGGGUGGACAUCGAAGGGUUUUCAACCGUCAGUGAGCUGGACCUGAAGUCUGUCGAUUCGAGCCUCAGGGACUUUUCUGGUGGAUUCCGCAAUGGAGAGUGGGGUUACUUGGUGCCGUUGCAGGACAACGCCAAUUCCCCGAGCAGCAAGGUGGUCCGCUUCAAGCUGGCCACCUUCUCUACGCAAGAUGUGGAAAUUCUCCAGCUGUCGACAUCUGGCGGCUUCAUUGCUGGGUUUCAGGAUGGAAGAUAUGGCUACCUGGUUGGCGAAACCAGUGAGGAACUCGUUCGAUUCAGGUUGGACAUCUUCGGUGAUGAUGAAGCUUUGUCCUUAUCUGGAGAGCUCUCCGGCAAUGAGAUUAGUGGAGCUUUGAAGGUGGGUGACUAUGCUUACGUCUUGGCGAAAGACGGCAAAGUCGCCGCAGCCUCAGCCGUCUUUCUGGGCUGUCGCGCGUUCCCCGGUGCUUUCCCAGAGCCAUGGUCAACAGGGCAUGAUGGCAAGUUAUGCACCGAGGUUCACGUAGACCUGGCCACCUUCAGCGCUGACGAUGUCUUCGAUGUAAACGGCGGCUCUGAUGCUCCUCGCCCCGCUGUGAUGGCCGGUGGCAGGAUCAUCAUUCGACGCACGGGAACUUCUGCAGGAACUGCGACCUUCGACAGGAUUUGCCAGGUUCUCAGUGCAGUCUUAGAUGUUCUGGCAGGACUGGAAGUGUCCGGCUACACGAUGGAAGAGCCAGCAGAGUUCGAUUUCUCACUCUUCACAAGUGCUUUCACGGACGACAAGUACGUUUAUUUCUUCCGCGACACGCUCGGGCUCUUCCGCUCCGAGCUUCUUCUUGACAGCGCGGGCCUGCUUCCAAGCCAAAAGAUGACGAUACCCCAGGGUGUCCAGAACAACGGCUACUUCGGAGGUUUCGUGGAUGGCAACUACGGCUAUUUGCUGCCUUCCACGGACCAUGCGAUCGUCCUGCGCUUUCAGCUGGAGACCUUUACUUUCGUCGAUUCUCUGAACCUGGCGGACUCCUGGGAUGGCGACGCGGCCAACGUAGUCAAUUGGUGGGGUGGCUUCAUUUACGGAGAGCACGGCUACCUCCUUCCCAACGGAAAGGGUGUGCUUCCAAGAUUCAGCUUUGCGAACUUUACCACGGCGGACUUCUUCGACCUUACUAGUGUGGAUGCGGAGUUGCAGACGCUUGGGCUCACUGUGCACGCACGUGCAGACAUCUGUACUGCAUCAGAUGAGAUGUGCUCCAAUCCGCAGUCGGAGUGUGGAGUGCCACGCUCAAGCUCUCAUAUCGAAGAAGCUGGCCUCGAGACGCCUCUAGCGCAGGUGGCGAAGCUUAACCUCGAGUCAAGCUUCCCUUCUUCCCUGACAGUGUGGGACAUCUCAGGCUGGGCAGACGCAGGAGAUGGCAACACUUACUGCGGAGGUUUCGGCCAGGGCUUCAGCGAUGGGUUCACCGACGGCACCUACGUGUACAUGCUGCCAGGCUCUUCUGGCCAGCACCUGGCUCGCUUCGCCUUCGGCGACUUCGGCAGUGAUGAUCCAGCGGCUUUGGUUUGGGUGGCUGUGGCGACGUCGUCCUACGACGGCCUCGCAGGCUUUGCGGGCACAAGCUCGGCGUACUUGGUGCAGAAGUUUUCCAGCAAGAUCUCGAAGCUGGAUCUCCAAAGCGCAACAGUCACGGACACUGUGGAUGUCAACCAGGUCUACGGGUUCUACGCAGCAACUUCCAGCCACUCAGAUGUUCUCCUUUUCACGGACACCGACUACAAGAAGCUCUUUCGGGUGUGCCAGGUUUCCGUAAAGAAUAUUGCAUUUACGAACAAUGACUACACGGGGCUGAACAGUGGCUUUUCCGACGACACAUACAUCUACCUCGUGCCGCAUCAACGUUCCGUGCUGUUUCGCUAUGACCGGCAGAAUACGGUGUCCUACGUCGACCUGCCCACCAGCCAGGCCUACAGAGGAGGCUUCGCCCAUGGAAACUAUACAUACCUCGUCCCUGGUUCCGGUAACAAGCUGCUUCUCCGUAUCAACGUGCUCGAGUGGCAUCCCUCGUUUGUGGACAGCUCCGACCUGUCGUUGGUGUCUUCGAACCUGCAAAGCUUCUAUGGUGGCUUCCACGACGACACCUACGGCUACCUUGUUCCCGGAGAGUAUGGCCAAGUUGUCCGCUUCCAGCUUGGAGACAGUUUCGGAGAUAUCCAGGUGCUAGAUAUCACUGCGAUACAGAACGAACUGCGGAAGUUCAGGAAUGGGUUCUCCGACGGCACCUGGGGAUACCUGGUGCCUUAUCAGACGAGUUCAAACUCUGCGUCUGGGAAGGUCGUGCGUUUUGACCUUGAGACUUUCAGCACCGUAGAAGUCCUCGACGUUGCAGCAUCGAAUUCCGAUGCUGUGGCGUUCAACGACGGCUUCCACGACGGCACAUACGGUUAUCUGGUUCCUGGCCAGCAUGGAAAAAUCGCGCGAUUCUCCCUCGUAGACUUCAACACAGACAACCUGCAGUACCUGGAUGCAUCUGCGGCAGGCAGCAGCUACGUGGCCGGCUUCCAGAGGGGUCACAGCGGCUACGUGGCCUCAGAGAGCGGCAAGAUCUUCAAGUUCAACCUCGGCCUGUUCUCAGCCGUCGCCACCCAGGACUUGCAGACCACCUUGUACGACAUGGUCAUGGUGCAGGGCCAGUUCUACGCCCUGUCUUCGUCAGACUAUCGGCAGUUCAUCCGCUAUUGCGAGGAACCGCCCUUUGUGCAAGUGGACCGAGCUCCUUGCCAGGAGGGCCAGGAAUUGCAGAACUACAGCGAUGUGCUACCGAUGUCCGUGUCCAGCAUCGGUGGUGUCUUCAGCGAUGGCCUCUACCUGUACACUUUACCGAUGUCCUUUCUGGAGGUGCACCGCUUCGACUUAGCGACAUUUCAGAUCUAUCAGAAGUUGGACCUCUCCAGUCUUGGCCUCCAGACCUACACUUACUCAGCCGGCCUAACUGACGGUGCCUUCGGAUACUUGAUUCCCGGAAGUGGCGGCUCAGAAGUGGUUCGCUUUGAUCUGGCCAGCUUCGCGAGUUCUGCAGUGGAAGUGCAAGACCUGGCUCAGGUCGACUCGAGCCUGACAGGCUUUUCCGGCGGCUUUCUCGUUGGCAGCAGCCUUUAUCUGGUGCCUCAGGACUGCAGAUCCGUGCCCCAAAACUCUGCUGCAGGCAGCGUGACGUUUUUGUCCCUGACGAGCACAGAUCCCGACCUGGUAAACCUGAGACCAGGGUUCGUCGAACGCGACCCCUCCUUCGCCUUCCUGGCCUCCUACCAAGACGGCUCGUACCAAGACGUCGGCAAGAUCGUGAAAAUUAGUCUCAGCUCCUUUUCUGUUGACUCAGUCCUCGACUUGUCGAGCGUGUCGUCUGACUACGUCGCGUUUUCUGCCACCUUCUCCGAGAAUUUCGGAGGCUACUCUGGGUUUGCUCUGUGCAGCAUGACCCCAAAAGUGAUCCGCUACGCCCUGGACACCAUGGCUUUCCUGGAAGAGAAGGACUUCAGCGAACACAGUUUCUCCGGGUUCGCGCACGGCGCCCACGACGGGACCUAUGGAUACCUGGCCUCGGAUAGCUCGGCCAAACUCGUGCAGUUCAAUUGGCAAGAAAAUCUGUUCGCGGUCAUCGAUGCGAGCAACACCGGUGCAUUCGGCUUCAACAGCUUCGCACUGGCUGCUCCGGACGUUUACUUGGGAUCCAGCAGCGAUUAUCGAAGCUUCUACCGCAAGUGCCCGCAGGAGCCAGAGCUCAUUGCAGCAUCUAGGUCGACCUCCGUGACAGCCACGUCAACAUCUGCCACAGUGACAUCGACCUUCUUCGAGACGUCGACCUCUACAGGAACGGGGCCGGACCCAACGACGACAACAUCGACGACAGCAACAGCUACUCACACCGCAGUUGCGGCAACCGUCACAUCAUCCACGACAACAGCUUCUGCAAACGCGGUUGAAACCAACAGCAGCCAGUGCAGCCAGGGCAAUCUAAGCUACGUGCACUAUCUCUUCGAUGCUGAGGCAGACAUCCCAAGACUUCUGGGUGCUGAGCCCUCUGGCUUGUUCACAGAUGCGGUGUCCACGAACAUCUUCUCCGAGGACUCCGCUGUGGUGGUUCGAAGGGGGAUAGCGCCGCAGACCAACUUCACUGGCGUGGACCUCGCACAGGGUGGGCUCUUCAGCGGGUUCCGGGCCGGGUUCUUCGCCGUCCCAGAUCUCGCGGUGCUCGUUCCACCUGACUCCGGCUGGGUGGCGGGCUUCAAUGUGUCCGACGCGGAGAACACGAUUUCUUUGAAUCUUCUCAACCACUCUUCGGAGCUGACCAACUUCUCUGGUGGCUUCGCCGCAAAGGCUUGGGCCUUCUUGGUGCCUGCGUACUUUGGUCGAAUUCCACGGCUGCGAGCGGAUGACCUGGCAUUCAGCGGAAGUGUGGACCUGACUGAAACUUCUCCGGAUCUUCACGUGUUCUCCAGCGGAUUCUUUGUGGACGGUUACGGCUUCUUGGUGCCGCACUCCUCCAGGGAUGGAAGCCCCAUGGGCAAGGUCGUGCGCUUCAAUGUUGACACUUUCGAAGUGGAGCUCCUGGACCUUGCCACCCUCAAUGAGAACUUGGCAGGAUUCCAUAGCGGCAUCGAGCGAGAUGGCUUUGGAUACCUGGUCCCCGGGGUCUUCGGCUGGGCGGCGCGCUUCGAACUCGCCAACUUCAGUACCUCGUCGGUGCAGAUGCUGAAUCUUACCUAUGUCGGCGACUUCAUGGGGGCUCAUUUGGACACGUUCGGUUCGACCAUCUACUUCGUCACGCUCCAGGGCAGAUUCGUCGCGGUAGAUCUGCCGGAUUUCUCUCUCAGCGGCGUCUCGGACGGGCAGUUGGAGACCGAGUACUCGGUGUACCACCCCUUUUCGCACUACUAUCCUUCUGCCAUUGCCGGCUGGGGCAGGCAGUCCUUCUUGUGGAGCCUGGGGCCGACGAUGCUUUCCCUCGAGUGGUGCGAGAAUGGGGUUGCAGAGACAGGGACACCCAAGACGAUAGUCACGUUCGUUAUGUACGGCUACGACGAUGCCAGCUGGAGAGAUUAUGUUUGGGCGUUGAGCAUGAUCGACGGAAGAUCGCCGGUGUCGAUGCAUAUGUCUCCUGGUCCCUUCGGCAGCUGGGUGGGUGAGAACUUUCUUAUUGAGCGUGAGAGCGGUGAGGUGUUGCUCAACGUCACAUGGCAGGAAGACAUGGUUUCCCAGGAGUUCCAGGGUAUUGCCGGUGAAACUUUGUAUCUGACCGUGACGCCAGGCAACAGCUCCGGCAGCGACGGGCGCUGGUGGGACAUCAUCGACGACCACGGCAUCGCAUACUCUUCGUGGCAUCAGCUGUAUCCUUCAAAGCAGCCAUUCAUGGCGGUAGGAGUGACACUGAGAGCUGGAGGAGGUCAUUCGGAGAGGGCGAAGUUCGAGGAAUUCUACGUGGAACCCACUGCCAUAUUGAGCCUGAGUGUGAGCCCAAGAGGUGACACCAAUGGCACGAACAUAGCCUGGGUGCUGUACGACUCGAGCAUGGAUGCUAUCAUGCGAUCCGGUGGCGAGAUGUGGGAGAAGUUUCCGCAGAACGCUAUUUUCAGCCCUGGUUCUUUCGUCGAAGAGACAGGUCCAG
Symbiodinium sp. CCMP2456 is the source of this 6733-nucleotide messenger RNA. Lineage: Eukaryota; Dinophyceae; Suessiales; Symbiodiniaceae. The record is from the annotation of a GenBank genome assembly.